Messenger RNA from Wallemia ichthyophaga EXF-994, 1254 nucleotides. RefSeq lists its product as uncharacterized. Lineage: Eukaryota; Fungi; Basidiomycota; Wallemiomycetes; Wallemiales; Wallemiaceae. Gene Ontology annotation, biological process: ubiquinone biosynthetic process; isoprenoid biosynthetic process. Gene Ontology annotation, cellular component: transferase complex. The coding region runs from base 1 to 1254 and encodes 417 amino acids. The transcript has 3 exons. The record is from RefSeq and is a predicted model, not a curated record. Gene Ontology annotation, molecular function: prenyltransferase activity.
AUGAUAAACAGAAGGGCUGCUUCUAUAGCAGUUAGUACACCACGCGGAUACUCAUGGACCACCGCUGCGUCUCUAGCACGAGCAGCCGCCGCACACAAAGCCAGCUCGCCCAUAACGGUCGAUCCAUUCACUCUAGUGGGGAAGGAACUGAAAGGUUUAACGACCAACAUAAAAAUGAAUCUCGGCAGCAAUCUCCGUCAGCUAGACACUUUAUCCAAAUAUUACUUUGAAGCACCCGGCAAGCAUCUCCGUCCGACGAUUGUACUGCUAAUGGCGCAAGCAACUGCGAACCUGUCACCACACUACAACACCCCUAAACAUCUUAUAAACGUUCUCGUCAACGAUCCACUAGCCCCGCAAUCCAUCCUACACGACACCAACCCCUCUUUCCACAACGACAUUUCCCAGCGCGGCCAAGAUGGUGUACUUCCUACGCAGAGGCGGCUUGCGGAGAUAGUUGAGAUGAUCCACGUAGCCAGUCUACUGCAUGACGAUGUAGUCGAUGAUGCAGACACUCGCAGAGGCGCUCCAUCUGCACCUGUGCAUUUCGGCAACAAGUUGACUAUAUUUGCAGGUGACUUCCUUCUUGGACGUGCUAGUAUUAUGCUCGCACGCUUGCGCAGUCUCGAAGUGGCCGAGUUGGUCGGAGCGACUAUUGCGAAUCUCGUACAAGGCGAGGUAGAGCAGCUCAACGAGACGUAUCAGUCGAGUUCCAACGACCUAAAUACCGUUGUAGAUGAGGCUUUCCAGAGAUACCUCGCCAAAACUUACCUUAAGACAGCGAGUCUUAUCAGCCACUCAGCAAGAGCUGCCGUGUGUCUGGGCGGUGUGGGUGUGAAUGAGAAUUGGGCACAGGGCGAGUAUCUCAAAGACGCUGCUUACGAUUACGGCAGGAAUCUCGGAAUGGCUUUCCAACUCGUCGACGAUCUUCUCGAUUACACCCCCUCCGCUGACUUAGGCAAGCCUGGUGAAGGUGCAGAUAUGCAGCUCGGAUUGGCCACUGCACCUGCGCUUUUCGCAUGGCGCGAACUCGGCGACGAGAUGGGGACCAUGAUCAAACGGAAAUUCAAACAUCCCGGUGAUGUGCAAAAUGCUAAAGCGCUAGUUGCAAAAUCAAACGGGAUGCCAAAAACAGCUGAAUUGGCUGCUAGUUAUAUAGAUAAGGCUAAAAGUGCGCUGCAUAGGCUACCCAAAUCAGACGCCAGGGACGGAUUAGAAGCGCUUUGUUUGAAAGUAUUGGAUAGAGUCAAAUGA